AUGGCCGAUUUUCAUGCGAAUGCACGGCAGCAUCCUGCCCAAGAUGAUACUUCCCCUUUUAUUCGACUAAUUCCCCCGUCUCCUUUAGUGGGCACCAACGCCAUCCUGCUCACGGUCACCGGUUUCGCCGUCAGUUUGGGCCUGUCUUUUCGCAGCUCGACUGCCUACGAGAGAUAUAGCGAGGGCCGGAAAUAUUGGGCGCAGCUUAUCCUUGCCUGCCAGACGCUGGGCCGUGUCUACUGGAUCCACGCCAAGGAGCGAGAGGGUGAACUGGGAGAGAAGGAUCUACUGGCUAAGCUGACCGCCAUGAACCUCCUCGUCGCAUUUUCCGUCUCGCUCAAGCACAAGCUCCGCUACGAGCCCUACACGUCGUACGACGACCUGGAAAGCCUCGUCUCCCACCUCGACACCUUCGCCGCGGCCGCCACGCGCGAGGAGCCCGAGAAAGCCAAGGCUCGCAAGCGCACCGGCUUCUUCAAGAGCACGGGCGAGCACCUGGGCGUGUCGUUUGCCGAAAGCAACCCGCGCAAGGUGCUCAAGAAGGCGCAACGGCCGCUGGGCAAUCUGCCACUGGAGAUCCUCGCGUACCUGGCUAGCUUCACGGACGAGAUCGUGGAGAACGGCCAGCUUCCGAUCCCCAUGCAGCAGACCCUUGCUUACAACAACCUCUCGAUCCUCAACGACGUCCUGGCCGGGACGGAGCGUGUCCUCACCACGCCACUCCCCAUCGCCUACACCAUCGCCAUCAGCCAGAUAACCUGGGUCUACGUCGCCCUCCUGCCGUUCCAGCUCAUCGCGGUUCUCUCGUGGGUGACGAUCCCCGCGGCGGUGGCGGCGGCCUACAUCAUCCUAGGGAUCCUAUUCAUCGGGCGCGAGAUCGAGAACCCGUUCGGCGACGACGUCAACGACCUGCCGCUCGAGAGCUACUGCGCGCAGGUCGCGUCCGAGCUCGACAUACUCGCGUCCAAGCGCCGCCCCCGCAACAAGGACUGGGUCGAGAGCAACGACAACCGUGUCCUGUGGCCCCUCAGCAGCAGCGGCUGGCACGUGUGGAUGCACCGCGGCGAGAGGCGCGUCCGCGACGCCGUCAGGGCCAAGACCGAGCUCGGCUACGAGGCCAGGAAGGGCGAGAACCUCAUCUUCCGCGCCUUCCGCAACGACUGCCGGCCGCGGCUCGCCGACGUGUUCCGCAUCCAGGUCAUCAGCAACGCGCAGGUGCGGUCGCCCAUCCUCACGCUCGGCAGCACGACGUUCAGCCAUGUCAAGCACGAGAACAUCUACCUGGUGGCCGUCACCAAGAGCAACGCCAACGCGGCGCUCGUGUUCGAGUUCCUGUACCGCCUGAUCCAGCUCGGGCGGGGCUACUUUGGCAAGUUCGACGAGGAGGCUGUUAAGAACAACUUUGUGCUCGUGUACGAGCUGCUCGACGAGAUCAUCGACUUCGGCUACCCGCAGAACACGGAGACGGACACGCUCAAGAUGUACAUCACCACCGAGGGGGUCAAGUCGGAGCGGGCGCCCGAGGAGUCGGCCAAGAUCACCAUGCAGGCCACGGGGGCGCUGUCGUGGCGCAAGGCCGACGUGAAAUACCGCAAGAACGAGGCCUUUGUCGACGUCAUCGAGGACGUCAACUUGCUCAUGUCGGCCACGGGCUCGGUGCUGCGCGCCGACGUGACGGGCCAGAUCGUCAUGCGCGCCUACCUCAGCGGCACCCCGGAGUGCAAGUUCGGCCUCAACGACCGCCUCCUGCUCGACAGCGACGGCCUGCUGAGCCUGCCGAGCGGCAACCGCAUGGGCACCAAGGCCACCAAGGCCGCCGCGGGCAGCGUCACCCUCGAGGACUGCCAGUUCCACCAGUGCGUGCGCCUCGGCAAGUUCGACAGCGACCGCAUCAUCAGCUUCGUGCCGCCCGACGGCGAGUUCGAGCUGAUGCGCUACCGCGCCACCGAGAACGUCAACCUGCCCUUCAAGGUCCACGCCAUCGUCAACGAGGUCGGCAAGACAAAGGUCGAGUACAGCAUCGGCGUCAAGGCCAACUUCGGCUCCAAGCUGUUCGCCGCAAACGUCGUCGUGCGCAUCCCCACGCCCCUCAACACGGCCCGCAUCACCGAGCGCUGCACCCAGGGCAAGGCCAAGUACGAGCCCGCCGAGAACAACAUCGUCUGGAAGAUUGGCCGCUUCACCGGCGGCAGCGAGUUCGUCCUCAGCGCCGAGGCCGAGCUCACGAGCAUGACCAACCAGAAGGCCUGGAGCCGGCCUCCGCUGAGCAUGGAUUUCAGCCUGCUCAUGUUCACCAGCUCGGGGCUGCUGGUGAGGUACCUCAAGGUCUUUGAGAAGAGCAACUACUCGAGCGUCAAUAUGUCGAGUUAUCAUUGUGGUGGUGGUGGACAGGACAGGACAUCGAUCAAAUUGCACCAGUGCUGA
Molecule: messenger RNA, 2424 nt
Organism: Phialemonium atrogriseum
Lineage: Eukaryota; Fungi; Ascomycota; Sordariomycetes; Cephalothecales; Cephalothecaceae
Product: AP-1 complex subunit MU-1-like protein
Exons: 7
Coding region: 1-2424 (807 amino acids)
Biological process (GO): clathrin-dependent endocytosis; intracellular protein transport
Cellular component (GO): AP-2 adaptor complex; cytoplasmic vesicle
Molecular function (GO): chloride channel activity; clathrin-cargo adaptor activity
Source: RefSeq, a predicted model, not a curated record